GAAUUUAGAAAAUAAAUCAUUGGUCAAUCAUUUUUUUUUAUUGUUAAUACAAUCAUUAGUAUGCUGUUGAAAGGUUUAUUGUUAACUGGAGAAAAAUCUGGAAGAAGAAGAUGAAGACAAGAAACGUUUAUUUUUCUGACACACUGUAAUGCACACACACACACAUACACACACCUAUAUGUACACACGAAAUGAACAACCAUGGAGAGACACAUUCACACCUCCCCCAUAUAAAGUUAUUUACUAUUUCAUUUAAUAAACACACAUGUAAACAAAUUCUGCUGAAAUAAUGAUAAUAAUGAUGAUGAUAAUAACAAUAAUAAUACAGAGGAGAGAAUAAAACUCAUAAAACUCAACGACAAAUGAACCACUAAGAGGAAGGAGAAAACGUGAAGACGAAAAAAGAGAAAAAACAACAACACGGGGAUAAAAUUUCUCUUCUAAACUGAUCCACUGAAACCAAUAGAAAUUAGAUAAAAGGCUUGAAGAAAGUUACUAUUCUUUAUUAUUAUUAUUAUUUUUUUGUCUACUUAUUACGUAGUAGGGGAGAAUGAAGCAAUACGAAUAAAAUGCUAAUAGGCUUAUUAUUAAAAGUUUAUUAUAUAAAAGGGAAUGGAUAAAGUUAGAUAAUUCAUUUCUAUCACUAGAAUUAUUAUGAAUACAUGGAGGCAUAAUGGUGAUACAGUGAACGCGAUGAACAAUUACAAUUCAAGUAUUACGAAUCCGUUUCUAUGGAAUCAGUUGAUGAAUUACAUUACAAACCACAGACAAUUAUCAAGUGAAACUUAUGAAAGUAGAAAUAUGUUAAGUAAUAACUGUGCUCAAUCAGAAUCUUUACAAAAAUCGUUAACUUCUAUACCACUAUCAAUUUUUCAGUCGUAUUCAAAAGAUUUAAAUUAUCCACCGUUGAAUAAUGAACACAAUGAUCACUGCAAUCAACCGAUGAAUAAUGUAAGUAUGAUGAAAAUGAUGAUGAAUCCAGAAUUGAUUAUGUCCAUAAAUAAUUCAUUCCACAGUAAUAGUAAUAACAGUGAUAAAACUUUAAAUCAUAAGUCAUCAUCGAAUCCAGUCACAGUUAUUUCUUCUUCCUCAUCAUCACCAAUAUCUUCUGUUCAUUUACAUCGCAACCAACCAAAUACUCCUUCUUCAUCGCCUUUGGAAUCCCAUUCACAUCAUCAUAAUAGUAAUAAUCAUUCACAUGUGAAACGUCCAAUGAACGCGUUUAUGGUAUGGUCACGUGGUCAACGACGUAAAAUGGCACAAGCUAAUCCUAAAAUGCACAAUUCUGAGAUUAGUAAACGAUUAGGCAUAGAAUGGAAACUGUUGACUGAUAAUGAGAAACGUCCAUUCAUUGAUGAAGCAAAACGUUUAAGAGUUAAUCAUAUGCGUGCAUAUCCAGAUUAUAAGUAUCGACCAAGAAGAAAACCGAAACAUUCAAGUAAACCAGAAAAAUUCACUCAACCAACAGUACAAGAUUUUGCAUAUCAACUUUACGGAAAAAUUCACGGAUUACAAGCUAAUCAGUUAGCAGAUAGUUCACACAUUAACCACUGCUUACCAUCUUCUUUUCCCGUGUGUGAUGAUUCAAGGACAAUUCACAUAUUACGUAACUUCAAAAAUAUUUUAGCUGACCAGUACGCUGAGCAACCAGAAUCACUGCAUACAAGUGGAGAAAUAAAAUCAUCUCAGCUACAUAAAGAAGAUAAAAAAUCAGAAAUGUUUUCUUUACUUCCUUCUACAUUAUGCCCUGCGAAUGAUAAAGGAAUUGGUGAUAUUGUUAAUUCGAAUAUGGGUAACUAUGGUUACCACUGUCAACAAGAAACGGCUGUAAAUAAACAAAAUCCAUCAGAAUUAAAAAGGCCAACAUUUAUGCUUUCAAGUUUAUUGGAAAAGGUGACAAACAAUGCAGGUGAAACUGAUUCGCUCAGUGAAACAAUGGUAACAUCUACACCUUACGCAAAUAUAUUAACAAUGACGUCAUCAGUAUUAUCUCAGAAUAAACAGGCAUUUAAUUACUCGUCCUCUUCAUGUAGUCAAUUAAAUCAAAUGACAUCAAUAUCUAAUCAACUGACUGAUGAUAAGGUGAAAAUGUCACACAUAUGGAACGCAAUUAAACAUUCAUUUUCAUCUAAACCGACGUCAUCAAUCUCUUCGCCUAUGAUUAAAAGUACAACGAUUACUUCUUCAAAUAAAACCAACACAAGGAACCAGACAUCAUCUUUAGAUUUAUCGGGACAAAGUACAUCUGUGUUUGAAAAUGGACUACAUUCGUUAUCACCAUCACUAUCGCCAUCAGCAGGAUCAAAACAAAAUCAACAACUUUAUGACGAUUAUAUUGACCAAGAUAUUCAGAAAAAAGACAACACUUCUGAAGGUAAUAAUUUUCAACACUUUUCAGUGCUGCCUACAUUUUCAAGAUCAUCAUCUACAUUCUACUCCCCUUCAACUUACUGUUCACCUAAUCCAUCAUGUUUGAAUUCACCAACCUUUUCAGCUGUUUCAAAUUACGAUUUUCGUGAUAGACAUAUGAUAUUCAAUCAUACAGUGUAUAAUUCAGUGCAAGAAUCUGAUGAACACAGAUCAUGGGACAGUAUGAAAAAUGAUAUUUCAGUUUUGGAAAACUGCAUGUCGGAUUCCCAUAAACAUACUGGGGAGAAUAAUAUGAAUAGUGAUGGUGACAAUGACGAUGAUGGUGAUAGUAAGAUUCCUAUGGAAGAAGGUUCAAUGAACUGA
Messenger RNA from Trichobilharzia regenti, 2733 nucleotides. NCBI's taxonomy places the organism in Eukaryota, Metazoa, Platyhelminthes, Trematoda, Strigeidida, Schistosomatidae. The record is from the annotation of a GenBank genome assembly.